This is a messenger RNA of Klebsormidium nitens, 1104 nucleotides long. The record is from the annotation of a GenBank genome assembly. NCBI's taxonomy places the organism in Eukaryota, Viridiplantae, Streptophyta, Klebsormidiophyceae, Klebsormidiales, Klebsormidiaceae.
AUGAAGGCAAAGUGCAGGUUGCGCGAUGCGGAGUGCCGCAAGUGCGGCAAGAGGGGCCACACAGAGGCAGUGUGUAGGCAGAGCGCGCGCGCAAGUGGCCGCGCAGAGGAGAGAGAGUUUGCGGGGGAUGCAAAAGGGGUAGCCUUUACGGCGUGGGGCGACGACGGGGAUGUGCGCAAUGGGGUGUGGAUUGUCGACUCGGGCAGCACCCAGCAUGUCACGGCCGAUCGGAGCCAAUUCACGAGCUACAGAGAGCUUGUGCGUGACGAGAAGAUCGUGGGAAUCUGUGCGACUGACGCGGGAGCACGAGUGGUGCUGGAGGGCAGAAUCGCGCAAAUUGAGACGGACAAUGUGGUCCGUAUGGAGGCAGUCAAACGUGGAGGACUGUGGGAGAUUGAGACCGUGGGGAAGCAGAGAGCAUUCCUUGCGAGGGGUCCGGUCAAGAGGAACCGGGUGUGCGCCACGGCAAAGAGGCCGGUAAGAGCGGAAAGCGUGGUGAAAAAGACGGUGAAGGUCGUGGAGAUCGACCAAGACGAGUCGGACGACGAGAAUGAGGGCGUCGAACGAGAGUGGGGAACUUUUGUGGGGGCGGAUGAGGUGCCGCGCACAGGUUCACAAAAGCUCCCUAAAGGGGCGGAGUUUGAAACGGCGCGCGAGGGGGACGCGCACGCGCCCGCGACGAACCGCGGCCGCGUCGCGCGCACAGUUUCAAAGAAAGGCCAAAGUGGGCCGAUUGUGGAAACGAUGCGCGAAGUUGUGGAGGUGUCCGAGGAGAUUGAAAAGGGCAAGGAGAGCCCAAAGACGGCGGUAGAGAACAAGUCCGCCGAUGUGGAACAGGCAAAGGAGAAGCCUGUAGUGGAGUCCCAAGAGGUGGGAAAAUAUACCGCGAGAGUGCGACGGGAGCCCGCAGAGUGGUAUCGGGCGAAUGUGGGAGCAACAACGGAAGCCGUGGGAGCCGAAGAGCCGCAGCACGGAGUGGAGAAGACGUCGUCGGAGAAGAGCGACGCAGUGCGCUACCAGGAGAGCGAGGGUGGCGACAGUGCAGGCGUGUGGGUGACGCCAAAGGCGAAGAAGACAGCCCGCAAGAGGAGCAUGACGAGUUAG